GAAACAUGACGCGGCGUCUGUCGUCUCUGGAGUUUCGCCUCAGCAUCAUUUCCUCUCUUCUUCUGAUCUGUUGUGUUGGACUGAUCAUAGUUUCGUGGAUCAGCCUGAAGCCUGAAGGUGGCGGUGCGUCUGCGGUGCUGAGCGGGCGGAUGGUGAUCACAGAGGGAGCCGUGUUCUCUGAGGAGCUGAGGAACUCCAGCAGUCUGCAGUUUAAGUCUCUGGCCUUUGACGUCCAGCAGCUGGUGUCCGAGGCGUUCGGCCACACGGAGCUCCACCGGCUCUACAGGUCCUGUCAGGUGUCACACUUCAGUCGGGGCAGCGUGGCCGUGACCUUUGACCUGUGCUUCAAUCAGCUGAUCGAUGCGAAGGAGGCGGAGCAUCAGCUGGGGGCGGGGCUUCAGGACACAGAGAGAGGAGGACUGGUGAUUGACAGAAACAGCAUUCACAUCACAGAGAAACCAGACAAGACGACGGCUGCGCCGCCGACUGUCACACCUACGGCAGUGACGUGUCCUCCUCAUCACAAACCCUGUGCUGACGCGCUGACGUGUGUUCCGAUCAAUCGGUUCUGUGAUGGAGUCGAUGACUGUCCCGACGCCUCUGACGAAGACGCCGCUCGCUGUGCAACAUCGUGUGACGGACAGUUCGUGCUGACAGGGCCGAGCGGUUCGUUCAGUUCAUCGCACAUUUCUGAAACGUACGACGACAACAGCUUCUGUCGCUGGAUCAUCAGAGCGGGUUCCAGCCUCUCGGUUCAGAUCAGUUUCCAUCAGUUUGUUACAGAAGAAAACAUCGACACUCUGAGACUGUAUGAAGGAGCUGGACCUGACAAAGUGCUGACAGCUGAGCUCUCAGGCUCCGCCCCUCCUGGGAUCGUGUGGCUGCUCUCCGACCAAUCGACUGUGGAGUUCCUCUCUGAUGAUGUCAACAACCUGCCAGGGUUCCGCGCCACCUACGUUGCCGUCAACACGUCCGGCCUCUCCAGUGAGGAGAAGCUGACCUGCACCUUUGAGCAGGGCACGUGUUUCUGGAGGCAGCAGCAAGACCACGAUGACGGACAAUGGAUUCGAAUCAGCGGUGCCACAUUUCCGCCGCUGACUGGCCCGAGCGUCGACCACACUCUGGGUAACAGCUCAGGUUUCUACAUCGUCACACCUUUGAGUCCCGGCCAAUGGCUAAAGAGCUUCAGGAUCCACAGCCUCCCUCUGCCUCCAACCAAACACGCCAUGUGUCUGAGCUUCUGGUACCACAUGUUCGGAGAGGACGUCCACCGUCUCCAGGUCCUGCUGCUGCACUUGUCUCCAUCUCAGCCUGAACCAGAUGUUACCCUGUUGUUCCAGAGAGACGGUAACUAUGGUGACAACUGGAACUACGGCCAGGUGACCCUCAACCUGACGGCUGAGGCCAGGGUGGUGUUUGAAGCUCUGAAGAAAGGAGGGAUGAGGAACGACAUUGGUCUGGAUGACAUCACACUGACUGCAGAUCACUGCGGCCCCGCCCCCCCUGAACCAACCAAUGUACCGCCUCCGACGACGACGCCCCCAAUACCAGCUGACUGUGGCGGACCCUUUGAUCUCUGGGAGCCAAACUCCACCUUCAGCUCACCAAACUACCCACAAUCCUAUGGGAACAAGGCUCAGUGUCAGUGGACUCUGCACGCUGUGGAGGGUCGAAACAUCCAGCUCCACUUCCUGGACUUUGAUGUCGAAGAAGCCUUUGACGUGGUGGAGGUGCGGGACGGGGUGGGGCCUAACUCUGUCUCACUGGCUAUCCUCACUGGUAGUGAUGGCCCCGCCCACGACUUGUUCUCAACAACCAAUCAGAUGACAGUAUGGUUCUUUACUGACAAAUCGGGUCACGGCCGAGGAUUCAGAGCCAACUUCACCUCUGGGGUCGGCCUGGGGUCACCAGCUCCGUGUGCAGCCGGUCAAUUCCAGUGUCAGGCAGGAAGUUGUAUCCAUGGUAACGGUCAGUGCGAUGCUGUGGUUGAUUGCCCCGAUGCCUCUGAUGAAGCCGACUGUGUUGUGUUGCAGGUGAACGGUUCGAGUCGUCUCCAGUUUCGACUGGUCUCUGCUCUGUUCACUGUGUGUUCUGACACCUGGAGCUCUCACCUGUCUGAUUUCACCUGUCAGUACUUGGGAUACAGGUCUGGGACAGCCUCGCCGCUGCCAGCUCUGCCCCAAGAUUCACCGUUUACAACCAUCACAGUUACCAGCAACGGGACACUGGAAACCACUGUCAGUGAGGUGUGCGUCAGUGAGGAAGUGAUCGCUCUGAGCUGUGAUAACCACCCUUGUGGAGUUCGUCAAGUCGCUAACAUCACAGGAGAGAUGAGCCAAUCAGAAGAGAGGAAACCUGGUCAAGGUGUGGCCCGGGUGGUGGGCGGGGCUGAUGCAGUGAAGGGGGCGUGGCCGUGGAUCGUGUCUCUGCAGUGGCGGGGGCGUCAUGUGUGCGGCGCCUCAGUGAUUGGCAGCGAUUGGCUGCUGACAGCUGCACACUGCGUCUACGGGAAGAACGUUCACCUGGAGUCCUGGUCGGCCGUGCUCGGCCUUCACUCUCACAGUGACACGAACUCUAUGGACGUUCAGACCCGACGAGUCGAUCGCAUCGUCAUCAACAAACAGUACAACAGACAAAGCAAACAGGCUGACGUCGCCAUGAUGCACCUGCAGCAGCCAAUAAGCUUCACCCAGACCAUCCAGCCGCUGUGUUUACCUGCUGAAGACGUCACACCAGGAAGAACAUGUUUCAUUGCUGGUUGGGGACGAGAUGCUGAGCAGGGUUCUCUCCCUGACGUUCUCCAGGAGGCCGAGGUUCCUCUGGUGGGUCAGGAUCAGUGUCAGCAUCAGUUACCUGAGUACAACAUCACCUCCAGUAUGCUGUGUGCCGGGUUCCCUGAGGGAGGGGUCGACUCCUGUCAGGGCGACUCUGGAGGUCCACUGAUGUGUCUGGACAAUGGACACUGGACUCAGAUUGGUGUGACCUCGUUUGGGAUUGGCUGUGGGCGUCCUCAGAGGCCAGGAGUCUACGCUCGAGUCUCCGCCUUCGCCUCCUGGAUUGCCCAGACCAGACGCUCCUCCCCCUGACCCUGACCCCCCUCCUCUCCUUGCUGGGAGAUUUGUCUAAAACAAGUUUUCAGGUUGUUUCUUAUUGAUUUUAUUAUUG
Molecule: messenger RNA, 3165 nt
Organism: Toxotes jaculatrix (banded archerfish)
Lineage: Eukaryota; Metazoa; Chordata; Actinopteri; Toxotidae
Gene: tmprss15
Product: transmembrane serine protease 15
Exons: 27
Coding region: 6-3086 (1026 amino acids)
Biological process (GO): proteolysis
Cellular component (GO): membrane
Molecular function (GO): serine-type endopeptidase activity; protein binding
Source: RefSeq, a predicted model, not a curated record